Molecule: messenger RNA, 4507 nt
Organism: Trichogramma pretiosum
Lineage: Eukaryota; Metazoa; Arthropoda; Insecta; Hymenoptera; Trichogrammatidae
Gene: Pak
Product: serine/threonine-protein kinase PAK 3
Exons: 3
Coding region: 1172-2971 (599 amino acids)
Biological process (GO): intracellular signal transduction; protein phosphorylation; regulation of axonogenesis
Cellular component (GO): cytoplasm
Molecular function (GO): protein serine/threonine kinase activity; ATP binding
Source: RefSeq, a predicted model, not a curated record
UCCAUGAUAUAUAUAUUCUAGCUUCUAUCUCUGCUGCUGCUGUCCGCGACUGUAUAUCCGACACAACGACACGAUAUUGUAACGUAUACCUUAAAUAGGUAUAUAUACAUAGGUGUACUGUACCUGUGCACACCUACACACGUACCCGCGCUUAUACGAUCCAUCUAUAUCUAUCAGUCCCCGCUGCUGAUGCUGCUAUGCAGCGCUCGUCGUCGACGCGUCGACUGCCCAGUGAUACAGACACAUACGUAUAAAACGGCAGAGAGCGAGUCUUGUUCCUGCUCGUAUAGAGCUUUUGUGCUACAGCUAUACAGCAGCCAUCCGUGCUACUAUACCGUACAGCUUUUUUGUGGUGUAACGCGCGCCGACAGUUCGUACAGACACACGACCCCGAGGGCUCUCUCUCUCUCUCUCUCUCUUGCUCUAUCUUGUACGCGGUGCCAGGGGGGGGGCUGUGAGACUGGCUCCUCUGUAUAUACACAGAGAAAUUUAACACAGCUCUCUACCCCCGACACACUGUCCGCCGCAGUUUCGUGCGUGCCGAGCUGCUGCUCUAGCUACCUACGUCGACGCGGCGCGGCCUCGCGAAGAAAGAGAGACGACGUGUGUUUUGUGUGUGUGUGUGCGUGUCUGUGCUGCGUGUACCUAUAUAAUCCCCCCAGCUACAUUAAGGAGCUGCUGCUGGAUUACUGCGUGUCUUCUGUGUAUCUGUGCCCGUGAAAAAAAGGAAAAAAUAGCGAACUCGAGGUUAUGAUCGUCGUCGUCGUCUCGUUGUUGGCUACUGCUGACCUGGAGUAGUGAUCUCGCUGCGAUUUCCUGCUGCAACGCGAAUCGGAGCAAUCGCAGAGCGAGAGAGAGACAUCGUGUCAAAUGAAAUCUAGCGGCGAUACCUGUAACAACCACAGUUGUGAUCGUGCUACAUGCGGACGUCGUCGUUGUUGGCCCGCGCCCACCACCUCCACCGCCAGAUUCCAGCGGACGAGUUACACUGCUCCUUUUGUCGUCGUCUUCGAAUUGGCUUGUGCUCUUUAAGCGCGAGCAUCGAGAGUACGCAUACGGGACCAUCAUCCCGCCGCGGAACCCGCGAUAUCGUAAUUGUUCUGCGUUAACGUGUGCGGCAGCGGUGCAGAAGACGUCCACUACUACGGCUGUAAACAAAAUAUACAAUUUCAUGAUGUCUGAUGACGACGAUAAGCCUCCAGCACCUCCGGUGAGACUCACAUCUAAUCGUUGUGAUCCAAACUCGUUGGUCGAUAUGAGGCCUUUACCCAAGGAACCGGAUGCUGAAGAUAAAAGGAAAAAGAAUGCUAAAAACAAGAUAAAACUGAAGGACAGCAAGGAUAAACCCAACAUUAGCUACCCAACAAAUUUUGAGCACACUGUUCACGUAGGUUUUGACAAUAUGACAGGAGAAUUCACAGGCAUGCCUCAAGCGUGGGCCAGGCUUCUUAUGUCAAGUAAUAUAAGUAAACAAGAACAAAAAGAAAACCCACAAGCUGUUCUAGAUGUUUUAAAAUGGUACGAUAAUAGCAGUAAAGAAACUAAAGGAAAUAAAUACAUGACUACAGUUCGUACAAUUGGAGGUAUGGAGCAACCCACCGGUAUGGCUUAUCAUUCUUUAAUUGAUCAAAAUAGUGCAAGAAAUUUGGAAACUUUUAAUGCAGGAAAUGUUCGAAAUCAAGUUAUAUCUCAAACAUCAGGCAGUUUACACUCACCUCACUCGUCAAGUAGAGUUAGUAGCAGUCCUAGUAGUACGCCAACAGAUGCCAGAGCAACUAGCUCUGAACAGGAAGAUGAGCUACCGCCACCUCCAAUUACUGCUAGGCCUGAACGUACUAAAUCUAUUUACACAAAACCUGUUGAGGAAGGUGUAACUCUGUCUCCCAAGUCACCUGUCAAUCAGCCUCACAAUACAUUUACAACUGAAAGAUUUUCUUCAGCUCUUGAUAAAAACAAAAAUCAAGCUGUACCUAUCCAAACAACGCCAACGAUUCCGACAACUGAUCAAAUCCAACCACGUCCACUUCAAAAUGAAAAGGCACGCAAAAAGCGGAUGUCUGACGAAGAAAUACUUGAAAAACUUCGCACAAUUGUCAGCAUUGGUGAUCCCAAUCGAAAAUACACUAAAAUGGAAAAGAUUGGUCAAGGUGCUUCUGGCACAGUAUUUACAGCGAUAGAAAGUUCUACUGGCAUGGAAGUAGCAAUAAAACAAAUGAACCUCUCGGCGCAGCCUAAAAAAGAGCUCAUUAUCAAUGAAAUACUUGUUAUGAGAGAAAACAAACAUCCUAAUGUUGUAAAUUACCUUGACAGCUAUUUGAUUGGCGAAGAGUUGUGGGUAGUUAUGGAGUAUUUACCAGGAGGAAGUUUAACAGAUGUUGUUACAGAAACAUGUAUGGACGAAGGUCAAAUUGCUGCUGUAUGUAGGGAAGUACUACAAGCAUUAGAAUUUUUGCACUGUAAUCAAGUCAUUCACAGGGAUAUAAAAUCAGAUAAUAUAUUAUUGGGCUUAGAUGGUAGUGUAAAGUUAACAGAUUUUGGCUUUUGUGCACAAAUAUCACAAGAACAAAACAAAAGAUCAACAAUGGUGGGUACACCAUAUUGGAUGGCACCCGAGGUUGUAACAAGAAAGCAGUAUGGGCCUAAAGUGGAUAUCUGGUCAUUAGGGAUAAUGGCUAUUGAAAUGAUCGAAGGAGAACCUCCAUACUUGAACGAAAAUCCUCUAAGAGCUUUGUAUUUAAUAGCCACUAAUGGUAAACCAGAUAUUAAGGAUAAAGAUAAAUUAAGUAGCAUUUUCCAAGAUUUUCUAGAUCAGUGUUUAGAAGUCGAAGUGGAAAAGCGAUCUUCAGCGUCAGACUUGCUGAAACAUCCGUUCUUGCGAUAUGCCAAACCAUUAGCAUCGCUGACGCCUUUGAUUAUGGCUUCAAAAGAAGCUGCUAAAGAAGCUAUUAAAGAUGCUGUUAAAGGUCAUUGACCCAUAGCUGACAGUGAAGUGUUAAAUUUGGAAAACGAAUAAACGCAUUUUUAACACCCGAAUGGUGCACGAUUCAAUGGUACGUUCAGCAAAAAACGUAAAUAUAUAAUUUAUUUACAUGCAUAAUUGCAUGAGUACUCAUUUGAUUGACGUAAAACAAAAAAAGUAUAAUUACUAUAUCAAUGCUUAUAAUUAUGCAAUGAUUCUGGUAAUGCAUUGAUAGUCAAACUCUAAACAAGUAUAUAAAAUGUAUUUAUUAUCAAUAACUUUGCAAAUAGUUUCGAUAAAUCAGGUUAUUAAGACACCAAUCUUCGAUUAGAUUUUUCCAUAAACAUGGUAAACAUUGUUUAAAAGUUUAAUUACAAUAAACUAAUACUAUAAAUGCACGCCAAUGUAAAUUUAGGUUUCUCUGCAACUAUCACAUAGUGACGACCAUGUGAUGAUCUGUUAUGAUAAAGUUGUUAUACAAAAAUUACAAUUUUAUACAUUUAACUCGAAAAAUUGAACGAAAAAUUGUAUAAGCUAGCGAACAUAUAUUAUUAUUAUUAUAAUGUUAGAGAAAUGUAUGUAUGUGUACAUAAACAUACACAUGUGUACAUGAUAUUAGCAUUAAUGAUUAUAAAGAUCAAAUGAAGAUACAUGAUAUUCAGAUUUUCAGCAUUUUAUACUUUUGUAAAAGAUGUAGUGAGACUACAAAAGUUUUUUAUUUUUUUUUUGCUAUUAUCACUAUUUUUGAACGUGCAAAAAGUCAUGCAAUUUUUUUCGCGAUUUUUAUCUUUUUACGAAACUAGUAAACAGUGUUUGAUGUUUAUUUGACUAACAUUACGAUAUAGUAAAUCAGUGUCAUGCUUAUUUUAAUGAUAUAUUUUGAACUAACAUUUUGUUAAUCACGACUUGAACUAAACAUUUUUUAAUAAUAAUGACCCGCAAUUUCAUUUGUAACUAUUAUUUAUUUGUUGUCCAAGUAUAUUAUGUUACAUAACAUGAAUUUUAAUCGUAAAAAUGAAUUCGUAAAAGAGCAUUUGCAAUUGUAGAUAAAAGUGAAAUCAUGAAAGAAAAUAUUUUCGACAAUAAUUUUAUUAUAAAUAGUUAUUAACUUUGCGUUAAUAAUUAUUGGAAUGAAAAUGAACUUAAUAAAUAUGGCAUUCAUUCUGAAGAGGUAAAUUAAAAAAAAUGGGCCAAUAAAUAUUACAAAGAAUAAACCCUUGAGAUGUAAAGAAAAAAACAAACAGGAAGUUUAGACCAGAUCUCAGAUAAAAUGAUUGUGCAUCAACUCAUUUACAAAUUGAACCUAUACACAUCGCUCAUGUACAAAUCGCUUCAAACAAAAAAUUAAUUAUACUGUUCAUAAUUAUAAAACAAAAAAGCAAGAAGAAGAAAAAGAGAGAAGAGUGUUUAUGGUGCAAUCACACGAUAUUUUCUAUUUGAAAAUGAUAUUUUUUUACACCUCGAUCCAUCUGCUGUCACAUACUAUCAUAUAAGCUUAUAUAGACUCAUCAUCCCCCGUAAAUAAUGAAAUUUCAAAAAAAAAAAAAA